Messenger RNA from Acanthochromis polyacanthus (spiny chromis), 2555 nucleotides. Its product is annotated as receptor-interacting serine/threonine-protein kinase 3-like. The transcript has 14 exons. Gene Ontology annotation, molecular function: JUN kinase kinase kinase activity; ATP binding. The record is from RefSeq and is a predicted model, not a curated record. Gene Ontology annotation, biological process: protein phosphorylation. Lineage: Eukaryota; Metazoa; Chordata; Actinopteri; Pomacentridae. The coding region runs from base 975 to 2375 and encodes 466 amino acids.
AUGUGAGUGAAAACACUCCUAAUCCCACUUAAUGAAAGGGGGUUACAUGUGUGAUUGUGCACAUGAGAUUUAGACCCACGGUGUCCUGUUCACAGGCGUCAGACACAGAACAGGGCCUUUGCUUUGUGCUUUUACAGUGUACUGAUUGACGUUGAUAAUUUGCAUUGGAAACACUCCUAAUGUGGCUUUGUAAAAGAGCAUAUAAAAGAGAAACAGAGAUAAAGGAGAGUCAUGAGAAAGCAUUAUCAGGAGGAAGGUCAGAAAUUGUGCAACCUGUGAAUUCUCUUGUUGGAGUAAGAACAAAUCUCAGUGCAAUCAAGUAUAAGCACAUAUACUGUUGUGUACAUACUUAAUAUUGACAGCAUAAUGUUCAAACGUGCAAACAAAAUAUUUUUUUUACAGUUAAAAGCUUCAGUCUUAAAUAAUUUUAUUUUAAGUAUCAUUAUUUGCUACAUGUAUUUUACUCUAAAAUGUAACUUGUUUCAUUGCAUAUGUUUAUUCCUACAUGUUGGCUCAGUUCCUCAUUCAUAUAAAUGCUCUCCCUCAGUAGUGAGUAAACUCACGUCUGCUUUGUUUAAAACUUCCUCUAACUGAUCACCACUACUACAGGAAACUGAACAAUACUUCAUUACAUUUUUUACAGCCACAUUAAAAGCUGUAAGUCAAGGUUUGUGAGUGCAAGCAUUUCAUUUCAGCUUUUCUUCAUUUACGUGUGUUUUUCCAACAAGAGGAGGGGCUUCAUACUAUUCUGUAUGCCUGCAGUUCAUGCAGACUACAUAAACACUGCCCAUAAAAAGUUUUCUUCAGAUUAAACUCCGCCCUUUAACGACAGCUCAAAGGGCAGGGACAGGAAACUGGAGUCUGUACUGUCUGGUUUUCCCACAGCUUUGGUAUGAACUAACGCUUGAAAUCUCUUGUGGACAAGCUAGACGGGCUAUAUGAUUUAAAGGUUUUCUUCCUGAGUUCAGCAGGAGAUGGCGCUGCAUAGCCAUAAGACUGAGCUGGUUGGUAAUGAAAGCUUGGAGAAAUGGGAGCGCCUUGAUUCAGGGGGAUUUGGUACCGUCUACAAGGCCAGGCACAAGGGCUGGCGUUUUGAUGUGGCCAUAAAGCUUAUCCAUCAUCCUGACUGUGUCAGAGAACUGUGGGACGAGGCUAGUCAUAUGGACAAAGCUGCCUGUCAGUUUGUGAUUUGGCUUUAUGGAAUGUAUCAGGGAUGCCCACCAAUAGGAAACCCAUCCAUGCAACAGGGAAUAGUCAUGGAGUUUAUGGCAAGAGGAUCUAUUCAAACCUUGCAGAAAAACCUGCCUGGCCGUCCACCGUGGCCCCUGGUCUUCCGCUUGGCCCACCAAGUUGCCCUAGGAAUGAACUUUCUUCACGAAAGGAAACUUUUGCAUCAGGAUCUAAAGCCAAGCAAUGUGUUGUUAAACGAUGACCUGAAUGCCAAGGUGGCAGACUUUGGUCUGUCCAUGGUUUCCACCAGUGCUUUGACUAGCAACACAGAAAUGUCAGGACAGCUUGGAGGCUCCUUUAAGUACCAGCCUCCUGAGUCUUUUCAGACAUCAUAUAAUCCUGUUCGUGCUUUUGACAGAUACAGCUAUGGCAUCCUUCUCUGGUCUAUUAUUUCUGGUAAAGACCCUUAUCCAGCGGCUUUGUACAGUCUUGUGGCACUGAGGAUCCCCCUGGGGGACAGACCUGAUUGUAAGGAAAUUGAACAGAUUAAGGUAGAGGGGCUGGAAGAGCUUUUUGACCUCAUGAAGAAGUGCUGGAAUGGGGAUCCAUCCAAGAGGCCAACCUUUAAAGACUGCCUUGAAGUCACUGAGCGUGUGUUCUCAAAGCACAAGAAGGACAUUCAUCGUGCGGUCCAUGAAGUGUUGACAAAACUGGAUAAUCCGCAUUUCAAUGAAAAGCGGGCAUUCAUUGACACUCCUCCGAUUUCAGAACAGCCACAAUAUGCUGAGGAUCACGUCGGAGGUUCAGAGGAGCCGGAUUUUGUCAGUGGUUUUAAAAAAAAUCUCACUGUUGCAGAUGAAGAACAGCCACAAUAUGCUGAGGAUCAUGUCGAGGUUUCAGAGGAGCCGGAUUCUGGCAGUGUUCCUGAGAAAAAUCUGACUGUUGCAGAUAAAGCCAAGUUCAUCAGUGACAACCGAGCAGUUUUAAUACAAACUGUUUCUGAGGUGCUGACCAUAGCGGAAGAGCUUGGAGAGAUGGUCCAUCCUGGUGCCUACUCAGUGAUAGAAGCUAAAGCAACACCUCAGGAUCAAAUGCGAGUGCUCUACCAAAGGACGUUUCGUUCAGGAGGGGAUGUGGUCAAAGCUGCCUUUUAUGACGCCCUUAAAAAACAUCACCCUCAUCUGGUGGAGAGGCUUGGUGGCUAAUUCCAAACCAGUUGCCACAAAAGUGUUGCAGACCUCCCCUGCUACUUACAUUUUUUUUUUUUAAGAAAAUGUAUAUAUCUGGGUUUUGUACUUUCUUGACAUUUUGUUACACGGUACAACAGGACAUUAUUUUCAUAAAAAACUUUGUUAAUAAAGAUUUUCUUUCAGAAUCAAAGACAA